AAAAUAUUAUACAAAUCAUCUGUUAUCCUCGGUAUUAUUCUCAAAGACAAUAUGUUCGAUUCCAAGAGAUACAGUGACGAUUGAAAUAUCUCCUCAGAAUAUUCUUCAACACGUUUUAAAAAAUUACUUGUGCUCUACAGUAACAAAUGUAGCGUUAUAUGAACGUACCGAGGAUCAUAGUGGUAAGACAUUUUUAGAAUCUAUUGGAAAACUUUACAAUGCAGGAUUGCAACCACAGAUUGCAAAUCUCUAUCCGAAAGUAGACUUUCCUGUAAGCCGUGGUACCCCAAUGAUUUCUCCUCUCAUAAGAUGGGACCAUUCCAAAGAUUUUUAUAUUUUACAAGGUACUGAAUUGUAUCCAAGAGAAGAAGUUGUCACCAUUGCUAUAACUGAUGAGGAAUUUGCAUAUUUAACGGGCCAUGUCAUUAAUGGAAAAAAUUUGUUUCCGUCUACGGGAUAUCUUUUCCUUCUUUGGGAAAGGAUUGGCACAUUGAGAAAUCAAGAAUACAGCGAUGUACCAGUUGUAUUUGAGGACAUUACUUUUCAUCGUGCUACGACACUAUCAAAAUAUAAUAAUGUCGAAUUGAAUAUUUCGAUACAGAAAGGUAUUAUCGUUACAUAAAAAGUAAUUUCCCCAUUUAAGUAUUAAAUUUAAAAAAUA
Molecule: messenger RNA, 661 nt
Organism: Vollenhovia emeryi
Lineage: Eukaryota; Metazoa; Arthropoda; Insecta; Hymenoptera; Formicidae
Product: fatty acid synthase-like
Exons: 2
Coding region: 290-622 (110 amino acids)
Source: RefSeq, a predicted model, not a curated record